UUGCAGAAAGCGCUAGUUAUUUAUUAUUUAUACUUUCUUACUUAUUAUGGGUUUUUCUUAUUAUGGGUUUUUCUUAUUAUUUGUUUGUUUUUUGCCUCGUUUGUGGUGCUUGUCUGUUGUGUGAUGAAGGAUUUGUUGUUGUUGUUUCAGGCCACUCGCGUGUUGAUGUGUUGAGUUUGGCGUGUUGACCGCAGGUGUCAGCAGCAGCGGACAGUGCGCAUGCCCACACUGUCGUCCGUUUCCAAUGAUGUCGUUAAAUAGGAGCCUCCCGUUGUUUAUUUUAAUGAUAGCAUGGCAAACACAACUUACCGAUGUUAAUGAACUAGAUCAGUAUGUAACGGCUCAAUUGGUUUGUUUCUUGUUUCCACACGCGAAUUUUGUUAAAGAACAGAAGCACUCUCGCGAUGUUAUCCUAUCUUCUAUUCAAUCUGCCUGGAAUUCUCGCGGGAGUAGACGGUUGUUUCUGAGCAUGAGGGCGAGCCACCCUUAUUCUCGCGAGAGCACGCCCUGUCUCCAUUCCACACUGCGUGUGAUUCUCGCGAGAGCGGAAGCGGAAGAUGGCAGAUGGCUCGAGCUCGUAGGGUGUGUGUGUGUCGUUUGUUUACCGUUCGACGCGUCGCUCCGGUGUGUGUUUCAUUCCCGCCCGUGUCCGUUGAGUCACCGGAGCGUGUUCAUGUUGUGCAGGCUGCUGUUUAACACCGCUCAUCUGUCUCAAUAUGACGGGAGAGAAGAUCCGCUCGGUGCGCAAAGAGCGCAAGUCGGGUUUGGAUCUGCUGGAGCCGGACGAGGAGCCGGCGGCCACCGGGCCCGUCAAAGCCAACAAAACCAACAAGGUCUUCAGCAACCAUAAGAUCAUCCGAUCCGGUUCACACCACAACCACGGCGACACUGACAGUGUGUAUCCCGUGCACGAGUGUGUGUUCAGAGGAGACGUGCGCAAGCUGUCAUCGCUCAUCCGAACGCAGAACAUCGCGCAGAAGGACGUGCACGGUAACACACCUCUUCAUCUGGCUGUUACGAUGGGUCAUAAAGAAUGUGCUCAUCUGCUGCUGGCCCACAAUGCACCAGUGAAGGUGAAGAACGCUCAGGGCUGGAGUCCACUCGCUGAAGCCAUCAGUUACGGAGACAGACAGAUGAUCACGGCUCUCCUGCGUAAGCUGAAACAGCAGUCACGAGAAAGUGUGGAGGACAAGAGACCCCGACUGCUGAAAGCCCUGAAGGAGCUUGGAGAUUUUUAUUUGGAGCUUCAUUGGGAUUUUCAGAGCUGGGUGCCUUUACUGUCACGCAUUUUACCCUCUGACGCCUGCAAGAUCUACAAACAGGGCAUCAACAUCCGUUUGGACACGACACUAAUCGAUUUCACAGAUAUGAAGUGUCAGCGAGGAGAUCUGAGCUUCAUCUUCAGCGGUGACGCGCUUCCGUCCGAGUCAUUCGUGGUUCUGGACAACGAGCAGAAGGUUUAUCAGCGGAUCCAUCAUGAGGAGUCCGAGGUGGAGACAGAAGAAGAGGUGGACAUUCUCAUGAGCAGCGACAUCUACUCGGCUACUCUCUCCACUAAAUCCAUCACGUUCUCACGGGCGCAGACCGGCUGGCUCUUCAGAGAGGAUAAAACGGAGCGCGUGGGGAACUUUCUGGCAGAUUUCUACAUGGUGAACGGCCUGGUUCUGGAGUCCAGAAAGAGACGCGAGCACCUGACGGAGGAGGACAUUCUGAGGAAUAAAGCCAUCAUGGAGAGCUUCAGUAAGGGAGGAAAUCUCAUCGAACAGAACUUCGAGCCGGUGAGGCGUCAGUCGCUGGCCGCUCCGUCUCCAAACACUAUAUCAUGGGAAGAGUACAUCACCACAGAGACAGGAAAAGCUCCUCAUCUCGGUCGUGAACUGGUGUGCAAAGAGAGCAAGAAGAACUUCAAGGCGACUGUAGCCAUGAGUCAGGACUUUCCUCUGGGCAUUGAGUCGUUGUUAAAUGUUUUGGAGGUCGUCGCACCGUUCAAGCACUUUAAUAAGCUCAGAGAAUUUGUCCAAAUGAAACUCCCACCCGGAUUUCCUGUUAAAUUAGACAUCCCCGUGUUCCCCACCAUCACUGCCACCGUGACCUUUCAGGAGUUCCGUUACGAUGAAUUCGACGAGUCCAUUUUCACAAUUCCCAGUGACUACAAAGAAGAUCCCAGUCGAUUUCCAGACCUCUGAGCUGUUCUCUGUUCCCGCUGACUCCCCGACCUCACAUUUCAACUUCAUCUCACUGAGGCCCGACGUCAUCACCGCUGAUGGUGUUUACAGUCAGACUAGUUUUAUUUACUUCACAUUAUAUGGAUAUAAAGGGAUCGUGCUGAAGUGACGGACGCUGCUGUGUGGAAAGGCGGCUAACUGAGAACGCUGUGGUGAACACUACGUGAUAAAGCCGAGAGAGAUCCUGGAGUUUCGCCUCACAGCGACACGGACGCCCGUCUCUUUUACUCUGUAGCUGGCAGUAAAUGUGGCAUUAUAAGUUAUGGCGUAAGCCUGGUUUUCACUGAUAUCUUUGUAAAACUCUUACAAACUUCUAUACUUCACUUAAAGAAAACGUGUAUAUUUAGGAACGGCGCGGAAGGCAUCUGUAUAUGAUUUGAACUGUAUGAAAACUUCACAACAAUGUAUAUGUCAUUUCUACAGGCAGAAGAAAACUUCUUCACACCAAUUGUAAAUACCACGUUCCUUCCCGGUUCUUCUGCUUUCUCUUUGUAUUUUUGUUGCAUUAUGGGAAAUGUUUUUUUUUUGGACGGACGGGCUCAUGUUAGCAGUUCAUCACUUCAGAGUUCAGCUGUUUUCUCACUAAAAUGUGUAUUUGUUUUUCUCGCUCUAGUGCUUGUAACAGGGAGGAUCUACAGAGCCAGACGUCCAUGUAGCAUCUGUGUUUAGAGCCCGUCACUUUCUUUUCACCUUGACAAGCGGAUGUAAAUACAUUUCAAUUUAAAAACAUUUUCACAUGACACGUGUAACUGAGAUGUACGGUAAUAGAGAUUUUAAUGUAAUGGUAAUGAGAGAUCCAGGAUCUUCUUUAGUGUUUUAUCAGUUUUAUCAGCAAGAUCACGUUUCAUGUUCUAUGGGUUUUCCUUUGCAGAAUAAGCCGCAAUAUUUCCAUGCGCGUGGAAAACGUAUUUAGUUUUACUUCCUAUUUCAAUGUUUGAUGUCUUUUUACAUUUGUUUUAUUUUCUCAGAAAUGCAUUGAACUCUCUGUCGUACAGCGGGAAUCUUGUAUUACCCUGCUAGACUUUUACAUGAAUAAAUAUGUUCACGUGUCAAACCGCGUGCUUGUUUCAGGACUUUUCAGCAGAA
Triplophysa rosa is the source of this 3311-nucleotide messenger RNA. It is a transcript of the gene ankrd13c, whose product is annotated as ankyrin repeat domain 13C. The coding region runs from base 717 to 2186 and encodes 489 amino acids. The transcript has 13 exons. Gene Ontology annotation, cellular component: cytoplasm. Gene Ontology annotation, molecular function: protein binding. The record is from RefSeq and is a predicted model, not a curated record. Lineage: Eukaryota; Metazoa; Chordata; Actinopteri; Cypriniformes; Nemacheilidae.